UGCAUCUCACACACACUUCUGUUUGUGUUCCCAGUCUUUAACGUCGUUUUCAAUGUAAACAAACAAAAACUUCGUUCAGGUGACGUUUUCAUCAGUUCGGGGAAUGAUAUAUCGUCUUCAUUACGAAGUUAAUUGACUUUCCCUGGAGCUGCAGGGAAGUUCGUUUUUGUUUGGCGUCCCUUCUGUGCCGAGCAAGAUUGCGCAUAAAUCGCAGCGCGAGGUGCGCCCGGUGCUGUCGAGACUGGGCGUCAGAGCGCGGGUGAUCGCCACGGGCGUGCUGGGUGUUAUCAUGGUGCUGGUGCUGGUCAUUCUCAUCCCGGUGCUGGUCAGCGCGGCGGGAUCCGACCCGCGCUACGAGAUGCUCGGCGCGUGCCGCAUGGUGUGCGAUCCCUACGGAACGAAGUCUCCAUCAUCAGCACCGACAGAUAACCGCUUGGAUCAGUCCCCCCCAACUUUCAUUCGCGGUCCCAAAGGAGAGCCAGGGCGCUCGGGACGGAUCGGUCCGAGGGGUCAGGCGGGACCGCAAGGUCCACCCGGACCUCCGGGUCCCCCCGGAGUCAUAGGAGAACCGGGGCCACCAGGAUUACCCGGUCCGCCCGGGGUCACCGGUGUCAUAAGCGCGGCUACGUACAGCACCGUGCCCAAAAUCGCCUUCUACGCGGGACUCAAGAAGCAACACGAGGGUUACGAGGUGCUGAAGUUUGACGAUGUGGUCACUAACUUGGGCAACCACUAUGACCCCUCGAACGGUAAAUUCACCUGCUCCAUCCCGGGGAUCUACUUUUUCGUGUAUCACGUAUUAAUGAGAGGUGGUGACGGGACCAGCAUGUGGGCUGAUCUGUGCAAGAAUAACCAGGUGCGUGCCAGUGCAAUAGCGCAGGAUGCGGAUCAGAACUAUGACUACGCCAGCAACAGUGUGAUCUUACACCUGGAGCCUGGAGAUGAGAUCUACAUUAAACUAGAUGGAGGCAAAGCGCACGGGGGAAACAACAACAAAUACAGCACAUUUUCAGGCUUCAUGGUCUACGCCGAUUAACGGCCGUGGCAUGGACUGCACUUUCAGAUGUACCUCAUUUUGACAUCACGUCAUCAGAGCGAGGUCAAAAGAAAGUUUAACCCUCAAGCUUGUGACAACUCAUGUCAGAGCGAAGGAGAAGGAAUUA
Molecule: messenger RNA, 1163 nt
Organism: Carassius auratus (goldfish)
Lineage: Eukaryota; Metazoa; Chordata; Actinopteri; Cypriniformes; Cyprinidae
Gene: c1ql3b
Product: complement component 1, q subcomponent-like 3b
Exons: 2
Coding region: 290-1036 (248 amino acids)
Molecular function (GO): protein binding
Source: RefSeq, a predicted model, not a curated record